Molecule: messenger RNA, 405 nt
Organism: Cornus florida
Lineage: Eukaryota; Viridiplantae; Streptophyta; Magnoliopsida; Cornales; Cornaceae
Product: RING-H2 finger protein ATL18-like
Exons: 1
Coding region: 1-405 (134 amino acids)
Source: RefSeq, a predicted model, not a curated record
AUGAUUUGUUUGGCGUACUCUGGGGGAAGUAUGAGCAAUGUAGCCCUCAUCUUCUACACUUGUUUAUGGAUCCCAUUUCUUCAAAUUAAGUUGGCUGUCCUAGGUAUUGUUGGCUUCGUGCUCUACCCAUUUUCAGAGAGGUCACGAAUUGUGCAACAGAACGGAUGCUGCUGUGUUCCGGUGGCGAGGUUUGAGGAUGUGAAGAAGUGCAUGAGUGGCGGGAAAGGUGGUAAGGAGGAGGAAGACGUGGUGUGCUCCAUCUGCUUGGUGGAGUAUGAGAAGGAAGAUGUGGUGAGCCAGCUGCCAAAGUGCGGGCACUUGUUCCACAUGGCGUGCAUCGAGAGGUGGCUGGACCGGAACCACUUCACCUGUCCACUCUGCAGGUCUCUGUUCUUUGCAUGCUGA